Molecule: messenger RNA, 2103 nt
Organism: Ochotona princeps (American pika)
Lineage: Eukaryota; Metazoa; Chordata; Mammalia; Lagomorpha; Ochotonidae
Gene: BPIFC
Product: BPI fold containing family C
Exons: 18
Coding region: 336-1859 (507 amino acids)
Molecular function (GO): lipid binding
Source: RefSeq, a predicted model, not a curated record
GGGUCAGAUUAUGGUACAAGCACGUUUCUGCCAACAGGUGGCAGCGCUUGUCCGCAUCCUGACUCAUCCCGCCUGCUGGUGACUUGAGUCAGCCUGAAUGCCGGAAGUGCCAACACCAGAGACACUCGUCCCUGCCCAGGCCACGCGCUUUGCAAAACAAUGCACGCUACUGUGGCGAUACUCUUCGGAGACCACUUUUGGAACCCAUCUAUGACACACCACCCAAUGCUAUAUAAGCCUGACAGCUGACUGAAGGCUCAAGGUAGAGAACACAUCAGCUUGGAGCACAGAAGGAUCCCAAGAGCUCCCCAGCUUGGACGCAUCCUCCACUUGAGAUGCAUGCAAAAGCAGCUCCUGUCAUCUGGGGCUGUUUCCUCCUGUGGAAUUUCUGCAGCUCAUCCUCUCAGGCCAUUUACCCUGGCAUCAAGGCAAGGGUUACUCAGCGGGCCCUGGACUAUGGUGUCCAAACAGGGGUAGAAGUACUCGGGCAAAUGUUAAUGGAAAGCAAUAUCCCAGACUUCCAUGGUUCUGAGUCUCUUCAAUUUCUAAAGGCUGAUUAUGUGGACUACAAUUUUUCAAACAUAAAAAUCAAUGCCUUUUCCUUCCCGAAUACUUCCUUAGCCUUUGUACCUGGUGUGGGAAUCAAAGCACUGACCAACCAUGGCACGGCCAACGUCAGCACCAACUGGGCAGUCAAGUCGCCACUCUUCAAAGAUACAGGAGGAGCUGAUCUGUUCCUCUCCGGGGUCUACUUCACUGGCAUCAUCAUCCUAACACAAAAUGACUCGGGUCACCCAAUCCUGCAGCUCGAAGACUGCUAUGCCCAAGUGAGCCAUGCCCAUGUCUCAUUUUCUGGACAAUUAAGUGUCCUAUAUAACUCCUUUGCUGAGCCCAUGGAGAAACCCAUUUUGAAAAACUUAAAUGAUAUGCUCUGUCCCAUUAUCACAGAUGAAGUGGAAGCACUGAACGCCAAUCUCAGCAUGCUGGAGUUUUUAACCAAGAUCGACAACUACACUCUGCUGGAUUAUUCCAUGAUCGAUUCUCCAAAAAUUACCGAGAGCUCCCUUGACCUGGAUUUCAAGGGCACUUUCUACCCCCUGAAGAAUGCAGUCGAUCCCCCCUUCUCACCAGUUCCUUUUGUGCUGCCCGAAGGCAGUGACUCUAUGCUCUACAUUGGGGUCUCUGAGUACUUCUUCAAGUCUGCGUCUUUCGCUUAUUUCACAGCUGGAGCUUUCGAUGUCACUUUCUCGACCAAAGAGAUUUCCAACCAUUUCAUCCAAAACUCUCAAGGUAUUGGCAACAUACUCUCCCGGAUCGCAGACAUCUACAUCUUGUCCCAGCCCCUCAUGGUGCGCAUGAUGGCCACAGAACCUCCCGUGAUCAAUUUAGAGCCGGGCAACUUCUCUCUGGACAUCCCUGCCUCCAUCAUGAUACUCACCCAGCCUGGAAACUCCACUGUGCAAACCAUCGUAUCCAUGGACUUUGUUGCUAGUACCAGUGUUGGCCUGGUUAUUUUGGGACAAAGAUUGAGCUGCUCCUUGUCUCUGAACAGAUUCCGCCUCUCUUUGCCAGAAACGAAUCGCAACAACCUUGAGGUCCUGAGGUUUGAGAAUAUUUUGUCCUCCAUUCUUCACUUUGGAGUCCUCCCACUGGCCAACGCAAAAUUGCAGCAAGGAUUCCCUCUGCCCAACCCAUACGAAAUCUCAUUCGUCAAUUCCAAUAUUGAAGUUCUUGAGGGUUACCUUUUGAUCUCCACCGACCUGCAACACCAAAGGUCCUUGAAGCAGCAGCCAAGCCUCCCCGGUUGGAAAGAGCUGAACCUGAUCCAUGGACAGUGGUGGGGCAAGCCAGCCCCUUGACUGCCACUUUGCAGGCUCCCCCGGGAAGCCCACAGCCGCUGUCCACCCAGAGAGCGAAGACAGUGCCUGCUGGGAUUGUAAAGGCCUUGUGAAGUGUUCUGGCAGGAACUCUAGAAGGACACAGAAUGGGUUCAAGAAUGUGUGCUUUGAGCACGGAGGGGCGGGGUCUGGGCUUGCGCAUGCUCUGUGUGCCUAUGUUCUUAAGAUUCCGAAGCUGAGAGCUAGGCGUGUGCUUGUGAUGGGG